Fusarium venenatum is the source of this 444-nucleotide messenger RNA. RefSeq lists its product as uncharacterized. Lineage: Eukaryota; Fungi; Ascomycota; Sordariomycetes; Hypocreales; Nectriaceae. The record is from RefSeq and is a predicted model, not a curated record.
AUGGCGAUCCCCUAUGUCGCGCAAGACGAGAAUCUCAACGGAUAUAAAGACAAAAUCCUAAUUCUUACUACCUAUGAACCAACUGUACCUAUUGCCUUAGGCAUCGGCGCCGGCGGUAAAAUACAGCAGCAUAUCGAGGCGGACACCAACGAUCUGCGAAUCUGGGACGUAAAUAGCUCUCGGAUUAUAAACGUGCAGCUUCUUGAUGCUCGCUCCUUUCGUCUCGUAACAGGAUACGCGCCCCCUGAAACUCCCGUCACAGCCGACAUGUAUGCCGAGAUAGGUUUGACCUUCUUCAAGCUUUGGAGUGACGAGCAUCGCGCUGUUAAUAAUAUAUUUGGGGAUUGGAACAAUUUAGUCGGGGCGGCUCAAGUAGUCAUGAGGAAUGCCAAGAAAGGAAAUGGCUUAUCCUCUACUGAUAUAACCGAAUAUAAGGAGGAAUAG